AUGGCUGAAAUAUCCGAACACCAUGUUCCUGAAGAAAACAACCCAAAAUCUGAAAGAACAGGAAUUCAAGAGGAUUUGCCAUAUUUGGCUCUCGACAUUGGAGGAACUGAUCCAGAAAGCAAACAAAAAGGAAUUGCUGCAAAAGUUAAGGUCACUGGGGCUGGAGCACACAAGUUUGCGGAUUUGUUUAUGGAAAAGAUUGGUGUUACGGUUGAAAAAGAAGAUGAGAUGGAUUGUAAUCCAAAACGAAGCGUUUACCUUCACAGAGGAAAAAAGGAAAGUGUUGCUGCUGACAAGAAUGAUUUGUUCCCUUAUCUUUACGUGAAUAUUGGUUCUGGUGUUGUCAUACUCAAGAUUGAAGGAGAUGGCAAUUAUGAAGCAGUUGAUGGAACUCGUAUUGGUGGCAUUACUUGCUGGGGGCUCGGGAGGUUGUUGACGAAAUGCAAGAGCUUGAAUGAGAUCAUAGAGUUGAGUAAAUGCGGAAACAUUAAGAGAAUAGAUUUGUUUGUCGAGGACACUUUUGGUGAUCGCGAAUAUGUUGAGAAACAUGCGCAGAAGUUGAAUGCACCGCCUAACAUGAAUAUCAGAAGUUUUGGAAAGACAAUAUCUGAAAAUAAAACACUUGAAGAUUGCGACGUGGAAGAUUUAUCUCUGUCUCUGUUGCAAAUGUUCUCGCUCAACAUUGCGCAGAUUGCCUCCUUGAAUGCCCGCCUAUAUGGAAUCAAGAGGAUCUUUUUUGGAGGAUCAUUUAUAAAGGACAAUACAUGUGCCCUGGAGAUCCUGUCAUCUUCAGUUCAUUACCACUCAAAAGGUACAGCAAAAACAAUGUUUUUACGGCACGAAGGAUUUGUAGGAGCAUUAGGUGCGCUCAUGAGCUAUGAGAAUAAGCAUGGCCUUGAUGUUAUGGAUGAUGAAUCACAAGAUGUGGAAACUACCUUAAAGAGCACAUUUUCAUGCCAUGAUCCACUUUGGAAUUUUAGGGACUAAUAACCAACCCUAGGAACCACAGAGUUCCCCAGUUCCAUGGCAAGGUAAAUGUCAACAGA
Molecule: messenger RNA, 1046 nt
Organism: Papaver somniferum (opium poppy)
Lineage: Eukaryota; Viridiplantae; Streptophyta; Magnoliopsida; Ranunculales; Papaveraceae
Product: pantothenate kinase 2-like
Exons: 9
Coding region: 1-987 (328 amino acids)
Biological process (GO): coenzyme A biosynthetic process
Cellular component (GO): cytosol; nucleus
Molecular function (GO): pantothenate kinase activity; ATP binding
Source: RefSeq, a predicted model, not a curated record